GGCAUGGACGCAGCUAGAGUGAGAGAGAACUUUACCAUCCGAAAACUCUGCUAACGGCAUUUUAACUUGGCAAAAAAAAAAACCCAGGUGUAAUACAUAGGGAAAGUAUAUAUAAUUAUUCCAUUUCCAAUUAAGGUCAAAAGGCAUGAGAGGCAAAAAGAGAAGUGCUUGAAAAAGAGAGAAAGAGAGAGAGAGAGGUGCGGACACAGGCUUCUGUGCCGGAUAAGGACAGCUGGACUGACAAGAAUGGGGCAGACACAGGACAAGGACUCGGGGCGAGAUUUAAAGGAGGACGAGGGCAACGUCGGGGAUGAGAUGGAGCAGAAGCCCCAAGGAGGCGAGACGGCAGCAGCCGGCGCGAGCUGGGAUGAAGGGGAGCUCGGAGAUGUAAGUGUAGGCAGCCUGGCCGGAGACGGGAGAGGCGGAGCUCCUAGGAGAGACACCAGCCAAUGCCUGGGGUGGGACACGCAUGGUGCUACCCCCAAGGGUGGUAAAGCCACAGCAGACAGAGAGAACAGCCCAGACUCUGAAGCAGAACGUCACUCUGACAGUGAAGAACACUGGGAAGAUUUUAUCAAAGACGAUUUUGUUAUCCUGGGAGGGGGAGAGACUAAACCCCCACCCAACAUUAAGGGCAAGAAGCGAGGGAGCAGAGAGGAAGGAAUGAACUCUGAGAAUGCGGAGAAUGAAGGUGGCGGCUGGGUGACUGAUCCCGAAAUGGAGAAGGACCGAGACCCUUGGACGCUAGGAGAGGGUCCAGGCGGGGCUGCCUGCUCUGCUCUCUCUCCAGCAGGCCAUUCGUGGAGGGAGGAAAAUGCCCUUAACGGCGAUAAAGCUAGAGCCAAUCGAGGUAUACCGGUAUGUCCUUCCAAAGAUAACCCAGAGCCCAUGCAUCACCCACUAAGGCAAUCAAGAUCACAAGGUGGUGCCCAGGGAGGGGAGGAAGGCCACAUGGGGGACCAUAAACUUUGUGCUGAUAAAUAUCCUCCUUUGCCUGCAGAAAGCCAAGGGUCUGGAAUGACAGCUUGGUCAGAAGAAACAGAUAAACAAGCAGAGAACACCAAGUCAACACCAGACCACAUCAAAACAGAUACAUCUGAUCAUCAUUCCCCCAGGGUGGACCCUUAUAUACGGGGCGACUUCUUUGAGGAGCAACCUCCUCUUCAGAUGAAGCCAGCUCACGCAACCACAAAUCCCUCAGACCUUAAGGUCAGCCAUGAAAAAGAGAAGCACAUCUGUGACCAAAGGGAUGGAGAACAUAGUGAUAUUGCUGGUGUUUUACCCGUCAUCCCUGAUCCUAAGAUAGUUGAGAUAACAAAGACAUUUUACAUAUUUUCCCCUGAAGUCAAGCACAAGGACUGUCCAUCAAAGAGCAACAUCAAAGGUGCAACUCCGAAACUAGAACUUAGGGAAAGAGAUGUUGAUGAGCAAGGUGAGGAGAAGCUAACUGCAGCCAAAUGGUCAAUGAUGGAUGCAGAAAGAGCAAACCAGUCUGAAGAAACCAAUCUGUCACUGAGAGAAGAUAAUGGUGUGGACACCCUGAACUUAUCUUCUGCAGGUGGAUCAAACCACAAACUCGGUGCUUCAACAAAACAGAGAGGCAACAAAUCAGAGGAGACUGGGGAUUUACUGAUGGUGGACAAAAAGUGUCCGGCUGCUACCAGUGAUUUACAAGUCCGAGAGAAAGGAAAGCAAAGCAAGAAAAAAAACCCAAUGUCACUAGACACAAUAAAGUCAAGAGUUAAACAGGAAGGAACUUUGCUUGAAGAAAUUCCCAUUAAACACACUUCACUGGGAGGUAUCCCAGUUCCUUCAGACACCAAGAGGACCCCAGCUGUCCUCUUAGGUCCCAGUGUGCCAUUACAUGAUCACCCUCAUCUACAGAGAGUGGAGAUGGAGCACAGGGCUAGAUCCAGAGCUGCUGGUGAAAACGCAAAGGGCUCAAGUCAGCUUUCUCAGAACCGUGCCUCUCCAAACAGUGCCCUUCAAAAACGAGCAAUGUCAUCAACCUCUAAGCCCUGGCCGAUGCAGAAAGAAGAUGCACCAUCCCAGAUGACAUCAAAUGUCAAAAUCUGCAGGGAAGAAGAGAAACUGGAACAGUGUCAGCGAGGAGAAGAGAAAAUCGGGGAUGACGACACUGUCUCCAUCGCUCUUCAGCCACAAACUAACACUGAGGCUAAGAAGGGGACUGUAAGAUCACCAGAAGCAUGCAGCUUAGGCACUGCUGGCGGAUGUUCAGUUGUGGCCCUUGAUGAAUUACAAGCUACUAGGAAGCCUGCUGCUAUGACUGAGGAAAGGCCAGGAUCCAAAGGCAAACAGGGCCAGGCAAAACAUCUUCCUCAUAAGGACGUGCAGAAGGACCAUCAAACGAAAAUGACAAACAAAGCAGAGAGCACCAGGCUCAGCAGGACAGCACAGGGCAGCGAGGCGAAUGAGGCUGAGGUUCCAGGGAAAGCGUCAGCCCCCUCCGCAACAAAGUCACGGAAGCCGGCAUCAUUGGGUUCUCCAGCUUCUACAGCUGAGGAGUGUGAGGUUAAAAACGUGGCUCAAGGUUCCACGUGGCAAGAAGAACAUCAUCAUCUCAGUGAUCUGCUCCCUCCGCUCCCAGGGGUACCAAGUUUCCCAAAAGCUCGUGAACUGGAGGCUUUAGCGAAUACAGAUGACACCUAUGCAAAACGUCCUGCUGAGGAUGCUGAAGAAACAGAUGUUGCUUCAGCUGUACCAGGACUCAAAACAAUUACAGCUCCUUCAGCAACGGGGAUCAUGUCUGGGAACUUAAAGAAACAGCCCGAGGGAGGUGACACAGUGUCUGAAAUCCAUCUUGCUAGAAAAAAACGUUCUCCUACAGCAGUAACAGAACCCGCAACAUGCCAGCUUACUUCUCUGUCUGGCCUCGAAAAAGACUCAGCACUGAGAGGGGCAUUAUGUGGCGAUGAAAAGUCUGGUAUUCCUCUUGUCUCUCAACCACCAAAGAUGGAAACCGUCUCGCAAAUAGAACCAAAUCAAUCUUGUGUAGGCUCCUCCCACCUGCCAGAAAACAAGAUGGACUCACCUGUUGCUUCCCUUAAAGAGCUGGCAGAGCCAUGGUCUAAUGCCAAUGCAGUCGAGCCCAUGACUGCUGUUUUAGGAUGUGACCCAUGUUCCGACGAGGAGACAGCGAAUCGCAAAGAGACAGAAAGGGAAGAGGCGGAGCACACAUCAACACCAGUCGUAGAAGACGUAAGGGUCAGCCAAUCAAACGAGAGCGGUGCUAUGUUAAGUGCUAAUUCCAUGGCUUUAUCACUAUCCGCGACAGCAGCAUCCAGGCCUCUGUCAGCAGGUCCUCCAGCACCACAAAGUCAUGGGAACAAACGGAAAACUGCACAGGUGACGACGAGAAAAGAUCCCGCUUAUAACGCUGCUGUCGCCACCCCCCACAUCAAAGCUUUUCCUAGAGGGGAAUGAA
Messenger RNA from Brienomyrus brachyistius, 3445 nucleotides. RefSeq lists its product as uncharacterized. Bases 247 to 3444 code for a protein of 1065 amino acids. The transcript has 2 exons. The record is from RefSeq and is a predicted model, not a curated record. NCBI's taxonomy places the organism in Eukaryota, Metazoa, Chordata, Actinopteri, Osteoglossiformes, Mormyridae.